GAACAAGAAGUUAUUGAGCGCAGCCGCAUGUUAAAUGAAACGAUAACGACGUGGAAAGAAGAAAUACCGUACUGCUCAUAGCUGCCUCUCGUAGUCUUAGAGGUUGGACUUGGAUGCUAUAUAUCAAUGAUAUGCGUAUGUAUACAUAUGACCUGAGGAUUUAAUUCUCUCUCAAACCAACCAAAUCAGAUGGCUAUCCAGGACCACACUAUUUGACUUCUUCCUCUGCUCUGCUCAUCAUCAUCAAUUCAUCAAAAUCUCAUCCUUCCACGUUUUGCCUGUUUCACCGACACCUUCCAACAAACUAUAGAAUCCAACAUUAAUUACCAUCAGAAAACUCAACCGGGGAGGACCUUACGUCGGCCUCGUGACGGUCAUUGAGACCGAAGAAUAUGUUUUUCUCCGCAGCGUCGAUUUCAGACCCGACCCUACUCAUCCCUUCUUGGAUCUCUCUGGAAGACGAUUUCGAAUAGGGAAGAUUCACGAGAAAAAGGUUGUGUAUGUUAGAUGUGGGAGAGGAAUGGUGAACGCAGCAGCAGUAACACAACAGAUGAUAGAUGUGUUCAAUGUGAAAGGUAUUGUGCAUUUUGGUAUUGCAGGAAAUAUGAACAACUCAAUGUCCAUAGGAGAUGUGAGCAUUCCUAAGCAAAUCACCAAUGCUGGCUUGUGGGAUUGGCUGAAUCCAAACAACGCAAAGGGAGGUGAGGAUGCAGCGUCCUUAGAUAUCGGGAACUAUAAUAUUCCACAAGGAGAUGGCAACAAUGAGUUAGGAAGUCUCAGAUACGGUCAGGAGCAACUUUAUUCAGUCACUGGUCACAUCAAUUCACCUCAGAACGUGUUGUGGAUCAACACAACUCAAGAAUGGCUUCAUCUUGCAGCUGAUCUAGAGAAGAUGGAGCUGUCGCAUUGUGUGAAUGCAAGUUUGUGCCUUCCAAAGAAACCAAAAUUGGUGGUCGGAUUAAAAGCAGCUACAGCUAACAUAUUUGUGGAUAAUGCAGCUUAUAGAAAUUUCUUACACGAAACUUUUGGAGUUUCCUCCUCAGAUAUGGAGAGCUCUGCAGUGGCUAUGACGUGCGCAUCAAAUGGGUAUCCAAUAAUCGUGAUAAGGGGAUUAUCAGACUUAGCUGGAGUAGGAGGAGCUAACACAGUUCAUAAGUUUGGAUCUUUGGCUGCCACUAACACUGCCAAAGCUGUAUUCGAGUUCAUUAAGAAGCUCCCACUGUCCUAAUCUCUUAUCUUUGUAACAACCUAUCAUCAUGAUGUAUGUUUGAACCUAUGUGUUCUCUACUGAUCGUAACAAUGACACUAUACGGUAUUUAAGCAAAUGAAAACACUUGAUCUGA
This is a messenger RNA of Camelina sativa (false flax), 1343 nucleotides long. The record is from RefSeq and is a predicted model, not a curated record. Lineage: Eukaryota; Viridiplantae; Streptophyta; Magnoliopsida; Brassicales; Brassicaceae.